CACCCACAGAAUACGAAUAUAAAUAUAACCUACAAUUUGCCAGUUCACGUUUAUUUUUUAAAAUUUGAUCAUGCCAAAGACUUGGGAAGAUUUAGGUGUACCUCUUCAAGAUGAAGUCAAAGAGGCAAUUAAGUCACUCAAUUUUCCCUACAUGACCCCUAUCCAAGGUGCCACUAUACCUUUAUUGCUUAAACAGAAAGAUGUUGCGGCAGAAGCUGUUACAGGAUCUGGAAAAACUUUGGCAUUUCUCAUACCAUUAUUAGAGAUUUUGAAGAGGAGAGAAGUCGAGCAGAAAUGGAAGAAGCAUAACGUUGGUUCUAUAGUUAUUUCUCCUACAAGAGAACUGGCACUCCAAAUAAGUGAAGUUUUGAACCAAUUGUUGAAACAUGUGAAGGGCCUCAGUGCUGCCCUAUUUGUGGGUGGGAACAGUGUUGAAGAGGAUGUAAGAAACUUUAGACAAAAUGGAGCUAAUAUUAUAAUAUGUACUCCAGGAAGGAUGGAAGAUUUGUUAACGAGAAAAAUUGACAUCAACCUACCGCAUGCAGUAAAGACAAUCGAAUUGUUAGUUUUGGACGAGGCUGAUAAACUUCUAGAUCUAGGUUUCAGUAUAACAUUAAAUACAAUAUUCAGCUAUUUACCUAGACAGAGAAGAACGGGAUUGUUCUCAGCUACUCAGACAAAAGAGAUGGAGGAUUUGAUGAGGGCCGGACUCAGGAAUCCAGUUCUAGUCAGUGUUUCAGCAAAGAUGGCUCAAAGUACACCAAAAUCGUUGUCAAACUACUAUAUUGUUACCAAGAAUAAUGGGAAAUUGGCAUCUCUCAUUUCUUUUAUAGAAAGAAGAGAUAUCCAAAAAGCAAUAUUAUUUUUGCCUACUUGUGCAAUUGUUGAUUAUUGGUCUUACAUAUUUCCUCUACUAAUUCCUGAGAAACUGGGGCUUCCAAUUUUUGCAAUUCACGGGAAAAUGAAGGAGAAAAGGAACAAAGUAUUGGAGAGCUUCAGAAAAGCUGAGAAAGGUAUUAUACUGUGUACUGACGUGAUGGCUAGAGGGAUUGAUAUACCAGAAAUUGAUUGGGUCUUGCAGUGGGAUCCCCCAAUGAAUGCGAGUGCCUUUGUACACAGAAUCGGCAGGACUGCUCGGCAAGGUAAUGAGGGAUCCUCCCUCUUACUAUUGUAUGAAAAUGAAGAAGAUUAUGUGAAAUUUAUCGAGAGAAACCAAAGAGUAUUCUUGACACCACUCGAAGAUGAAGUUUCAGAUGAAAGGAUAGAUAAAUACAUCGAAAUAAUAAGAAAUUUUCUAAUGAAAGAUAGGGCUAUGAUGGAUAUGGGCACCAAAGCAUUCGUAUCACAUAUUAGAGCAUAUUCUAAGCAUGAAUGUUCUUUAUUACUCCAAGUAAAGAAAUUGCCACUCGGAGCCAUGGCUUUAACCUAUGGUCUUCUACAAAUGCCAAAAAUGCCUGAAUUGAAAAAUAGGGAUAUAUCAGAUUUUCGUACUAUAGAGAAUUUUGAUUCCAACAGUGUGGCUUAUAAAGAUGCAAAGAAGGAAAAAAGCAGACUGGAAAAAUUAGAAGAAUAUAGAAAAACUGGACAUUGGCCGGGGUUCAAGAAAAUCCAAAAGAAAGCAGUUCCUUGGUCUAAGACCAAACUCUCGAAAGAAGAAAGAAAAGAAAAAAGACAAAAAAGAAAAUUGAAGGCUGAAAACAAGAUCAUGAAAAAAAGGAAAAUAAGUGCAGAUGGUGCAGCACAGUAGGUGCUCGAUAAUCGGGCAGUGAGUUACUCACUGAGAAAAAAUUGUAACAUAGAUUUGUAAAGCAAAAAUUUUUAUUAGUUUAUAUAAUAAAUUUUCAUGAAACUUUCA
Coccinella septempunctata (seven-spotted ladybird) is the source of this 1855-nucleotide messenger RNA. RefSeq names its product probable ATP-dependent RNA helicase DDX55 homolog. The transcript is spliced from 9 exons. Gene Ontology annotation, molecular function: nucleic acid binding; ATP binding. Gene Ontology annotation, cellular component: nucleolus. NCBI's taxonomy places the organism in Eukaryota, Metazoa, Arthropoda, Insecta, Coleoptera, Coccinellidae. The record is from RefSeq and is a predicted model, not a curated record. The coding region runs from base 71 to 1747 and encodes 558 amino acids.